Messenger RNA from Arabidopsis arenosa, 1036 nucleotides. The record is from the annotation of a GenBank genome assembly. Lineage: Eukaryota; Viridiplantae; Streptophyta; Magnoliopsida; Brassicales; Brassicaceae.
AUCUCUUGUGUUCUUGAUAAUACAGAGAGCCAAUCAAAAACGGAGGGAUCAUGACAAGUGUUCUUGAGGAGAGUGGAGACCACGCGCGUCUUGUUCUCCUCAUCAAGGGAAAACGCACCAAACGUCAGCGUUCUGCGUCUCCUCUUAUGAUGAACGCAGCUGCAGUAUCCAGCGUUUGUAGCGGUGAGCGAUCAUCAGUGGAGGUAAGAGAAGAAGAAGCUGCUGGUGAAGUAGAAUUCCGAGGAGCUACCGAUGAAGAUGAAGAUAUGGCGAAUUGUCUGAUGUUGUUGUCGCAAGGACAUCAAGUAAAGAGCAGUGGCGAUCAUUUGUCGAUGCAGAGAAUGGGUUUCUUUAGCAACAAGAAACCGGUGGCUUCUCUAGGGUUAGGGCUAGACGGUGUUUACCAGUGCAAAACGUGUGAUAAAAGCUUCCAUUCGUUUCAAGCGCUAGGAGGCCACAGGGCUAGCCACAAGAAGCCCAAACUCGGAGCAAGCGUUUUCAAAUGCGACGAGAAGAAAUCUGCGUUUGUGUCUACUGCUGAAACGGUGGAAGCAGGAGCGGUAGGAAGCUUUCUUUCUCUACAAGUAACUAGCAAUGAUGGUACCAAGAAACCGGAGAAAACACAUGAAUGUUCGAUCUGCAAGGCCGAGUUUUCUUCAGGACAAGCCUUAGGAGGUCAUAUGAGGAGACAUAGAGGUUUAACAAUAAACGCAAACGCUAGUUCAACAAUCAAAACAGCGAUAUCAUCAUCAAGUCAUCAUCACCAUGAAGAAUCUAUACGGCCAAAGAACUUUCUCCAGUUAGAUCUGAAUCUUCCAGCACCAGAAGAUGAACGAUGUUGCGAGAAACCAAAAUUCGCAUUUGCGUCCAAAGAUCAGAUUCUUCUCUUCGCGGCAGCGUCCAAUUCUUUGAUUGAUUGUCAUCACUAAUUAAGUAGUUCUUGUAAUUACUUUUUAUUACAUUAACCCUUCUCUUAUUAAUAUUGUCUAUUCAUUCUUGUAAUUUGACAUUGAUUGAAUUAACUUCAAAUUAUUUC